CGGUUGCUCACUCGGAUGCAGCGGGUCGGUAGCGGUCUCCCCAAGGGGAGCCAGGUGGCGUCCCAGUCUCCCAGCACAGCCCGCACUGGGCGGAAGAACCAGGUGGCCACGCUGCCGGUGCAGCAGCUCGGGGACGAUGUGUCAGCUGUGCGGAGCAAUAUCCACGUGGAGAACGGUUUCAAGAUGAAGAUGGAUGCCCAGGGCUUCAACCCGGAGGAGCUGGUGGUGCAAGUGGACGGCCAGUGCCUGACAGUGACGGGCCAGCGGCAAAAGGAGAGCUAUGGCUCAGAUGGGAGCGGCUACCGCAUGGAGCAGAAGUUGCACCGCCAAGUGCUACUACCACCGAACCUGGAUCCCGCCGGCAUGACCUGCUGCUUAACACCCUCGGGCCAGCUGUGUAUCCGAGGCCAGUGCGGGGCGCUGCCUUCCGCUGAAGCCCAAACAGGACACUCCUCGAAACUCAAGAGUCACCGCUCUAAGGGUUCCAACUUAGCCUGA
Messenger RNA from Myotis myotis, 498 nucleotides. RefSeq names its product heat shock protein family B (small) member 9 (gene HSPB9). The transcript has a single exon. Gene Ontology annotation, cellular component: cytoplasm; nucleus. The coding region runs from base 16 to 498 and encodes 160 amino acids. NCBI's taxonomy places the organism in Eukaryota, Metazoa, Chordata, Mammalia, Chiroptera, Vespertilionidae. The record is from RefSeq and is a predicted model, not a curated record.